Molecule: messenger RNA, 917 nt
Organism: Cynara cardunculus var. scolymus (artichoke)
Lineage: Eukaryota; Viridiplantae; Streptophyta; Magnoliopsida; Asterales; Asteraceae
Product: ras-related protein Rab7-like
Exons: 7
Coding region: 39-656 (205 amino acids)
Cellular component (GO): vacuolar membrane
Molecular function (GO): GTP binding; GTPase activity
Source: RefSeq, a predicted model, not a curated record
UAGAUUUGGAAGCAUCUGUGGGUAUCGAUUGGUUCGCCAUGUCCUUCCGUAAACGAACUCUGCUCAAGGUUAUUGUCCUCGGCGACAGUGGGGUUGGCAAGACGUCAUUGAUGAAUCAAUAUGUACAUAAGAGAUUCAGUCAACAAUAUAAAGCUACAAUUGGAGCUGAUUUUGUGACCAAGGAGUUACAGAUAGAUGACAAGAUUGUUACACUGCAAAUAUGGGACACUGCUGGCCAGGAGAGGUUUCAAAGUCUUGGUGUUGCAUUUUAUAGAGGAGCCGAUUGCUGUGUUUUAGUGUAUGAUGUAAAUGUAAUGCGAUCAUUUGACACACUUGACAACUGGCAUGAGGAAUUUCUCAAGCAGGCAAACCCAUCAGAUCCCAGUUCUUUUCCAUUCAUAUUGCUUGGCAACAAGAUUGAUAUAGAUGGUGGAAAUAGCCGAGUGGUUUCUGAGAAGAAGGCAUUGGACUGGUGUACUUUUAAAGAGAAUAUACCUUACUAUGAGACAUCUGCAAAGGAAGACUACAAUGUGGAUGCUGCAUUUCUAUGUAUUGCCAAAAGUGCAAUGGCAAACGAGCACGAGCAGGAUCUAUACUUCCAGGGCGUCCCAGAUGCCGUAACAGAAACAGAACAACGUGGUGGCUGCGCAUGCUAAAUUUAACACGGGUUCUGUUUCAUCUCCUAUGCUUUUGUUGCUUAUUCUUUUUUACUACCAUUUUUUGCUGUUGAUACUUGCCAUUUUUUGUACCUAAACAACACGAGGCUCCCGCAACAGCUGCACGCAUGCACCACAUGUUUGCGGUUGCUGUUAAUAUCAAGUAGUUUUUCUCUGUUUGCCGAGACACUAAAAUGUAGGAUCUUUGUAUCUGAUGAUUGCCUGAUCGGCCAAGUUUUAUGCCAGUUUUUUUAUCUAUUC